This is a messenger RNA of Menidia menidia (Atlantic silverside), 1843 nucleotides long. Lineage: Eukaryota; Metazoa; Chordata; Actinopteri; Atheriniformes; Atherinopsidae. The record is from the annotation of a GenBank genome assembly.
GCUCCCAGAACAUGAUCCCCAAACAGACUCAACUCUGCGCUGCCCAGCGGGUCAGCUUUCUAAUGAGAGCCGUUGUGAUCUCCGUCCUGCUGUGGGGCCCGCAGCCCGCGCUGUCGGACUCGGAUGAGGUGGUCCAGACCGAAUGGGAGAUCUGGAAAAGCAGCCACGGCAUAAGCCACGAUGAAUUAGAAGACAUGCAAAGGAUGUCCAUUUGGGAGGAUAAUAAGCGACAGAUUGAGGACCACAAUCAAGGGUUCCUCAUGGGGAGGAAAUCAUUUGCUAUGGCAAUGAACAAAUACGGAGACCUAACAAGACAGGAAUUCCGGGUUUUGCAAGGAGCCAUGAUGAACGCCCAGUACGCAAAGAGAGGGAAGGAGGUCUCUGCUCGAAGGCUGCGUUACAAUGCAAGGAACCGAGACAUCUGGUUUGUGGACUACCGAAACAUGGGUUAUGUCACUGAGGUUAAGGACCAGGGCUACUGUGGCUCAUGCUGGGCUUUCAGUACUACCGGAGCCAUAGAGGGACAGCUCUACAAGAGAACGGGACAGCUCGUUUCUUUGAGCGAGCAAAACCUGGUGGACUGUUCCAAACCGUACGGCACCAAUGGCUGUAGCGGUGCCUGGAUGGCCAACGCCUAUGACUACGUAGUCAGCAACGGGCUGCAGGCUACGGACAGCUACCCGUACACCUCAGUGGACACCCAGCCUUGUUUCUACGACAGCAGGCUGGCGGUUGCUCACAUCAAAGACUACAAGUUCAUACCCAAGGGAGACGAGCAGGCUCUGGCUGACGCUGUGGCCACUAUUGGCCCCAUCACUGUAGCACUGGAUGCGGAUCAUUCAAGCUUCCUGUUCUACAGCUCAGGAAUUUAUGAGGAACCCAACUGUAACUCUAACCAUCUGAGUCACGCGGUGCUGCUGGUGGGCUACGGAUCAGAGGACGGCCAAGACUACUGGAUCAUCAAAAACAGUUGGGGAAGCAGCUGGGGGGAGGGCGGCUACAUGCGAAUGAUCCGCGACGGCAGAAACACCUGUGGCAUUGCCAGCUACGCUUUGUACCCAGUUCUAUGAUUGUGAUGAACAAAAGUUGUUUCUGGAGCCCUCUUUCCCUUCACAAGAGCUCCAGAAAACACUGGUCUGUGCUCAUACAAACCAUGAAAUCUUUCAACCCAUGUAAUCUAUAUUCCCCGAACUCUUAAAGCAGUGUAGACAAAGGUUUGUGCAAAGAUUUACAUCAGCCUUUUUUAUACAGUGAACAUAUUUCUCUUCUCAGGGAUGUAAAACACAUGUUUUAUGGCCUAGCUGUUCUUGAGGUCAUCUUUAUUUGUAACAAAGUUUAAAACUAAAAUUAGAUUAUGCAUUAAUGUCACUUAUCAUACCAAAGCUAAUAACAUGUUUUGCAUGUCCGUGCGCGCAAACAAUUCUGCCUACACAAUCAUCAUCCGUUUCCAUGUCAGAGUGAAAUGUAUUUAUCAGGGUCAACUUCAACUAAAAGUGAAUGUUGGACAAAUUGACAUACAAUUCUUGUCCAGAGUAUUGGAUCACGAUGCAGGUAGAGAGGACUUUAAGUUGCCAUUUGCCGUUUGUCCCUCAAAAUAUUGAAUGCUCCACAGAAGAUAAUUGAUUUCAGUCAACAUAGUGAACAAAAUCGUUACCCUUUCCUGACAACUUCAUUGACAUGUCCAAUCAUUCUGUGCAUGCCUGCAUACAAAUGACAACAACAAUAAUAAUAACUGCCAUCACAUUGGCUGAUUUUUGUAGUUAGCUCUGAUUAAACAGCUACAAAAGUUUUGCUCUCAAACAUAUUGCACCUGUACUUUCAAAUAAAGUGAAUAAAUCUGCCC